Messenger RNA from Musca vetustissima, 624 nucleotides. RefSeq lists its product as uncharacterized. Lineage: Eukaryota; Metazoa; Arthropoda; Insecta; Diptera; Muscidae. The transcript has 2 exons. The record is from RefSeq and is a predicted model, not a curated record. Bases 1 to 624 code for a protein of 207 amino acids.
AUGCGCGGUAUCAUUAUCUUAUCCAUAAUUGCAACCGUUUGUGCCGGUCAAAUGGGUUAUGAUUAUAAACCCGUUCAGACAUCAAUGUCUUCACUAAACCCCAUUCCCGCCCAUAGAGAUGAAAUUCCAAGUGGUUCUGGUUCCCAUACAGAAUUUUAUACGUUCUCCGCUCCAGAGGAUGAAUUCAAUGAUGCCAGUGAAUUACAACGUGCUUUAGGAAAUGCCAAACCAAAACUACGUGUUGUCUUCAUAAAAACCCCGGAGAACAAAGCUUUGGAAAAUGCCGCCUUGGCAUUGGCCAAACAAGCUGCCCAACAAAAAACCGCCAUCUAUGUUCUCAACAAACAAACCGAUGUCGGGGAAUUGGCUAACAAAUUUAAUGCGAUUCAAAAGGGAGCUGCGCCGAAACCUGAAGUUCAUUUUGUUAAAUAUCGUACUGCUGAAGAUGCCGUUCAUGCUCAACACACCAUUCAAAGUCAAUAUGAUUCGUUGGGUGGACAAUCGCGUAAUAUUAAUGGUGGUUUGGCAACGGUUCUUAAUUUUGCAUCUCAAAGUAUGGAAGUUGUUGCUCAUGUCAAUUCCCCAAAGAAUGCCUACUUGCCCUCUAUGGUGUUGCGUCUUUAA